AUGGCUGACUCUGGGCUGGAUAGCUCCAAGCUGCUAGAUAGCUCCAAGCUGCUAGAUGGCUUCAAACUGCUAGAUACUCCUAAUGAUAGUUCUACUCCUAAUGAUAGUUCUACUCCUAAUGAUAGUUCUACCACCUCUGAUAACCCUCUGGAUGCCCUUUGCCCUAUAGAUGGACGGUACGGGACAAAGGUUGACGGCAUACGGCAGACAGGGUUCACAGAGAGACAGCUCAUUCUCACGAAGCUUAGUGUGGAAUGCAGAUGGCUCAAACAUCUGAUCGCGAUAGUAAGGCCCGACGGUGAAGAGACAGUGAAAAGACUUGAUGAUGUGUGGCACAGUCUUGAUAGUAUAGAACUAGUCAAUAGAGUCAAGCAGAUUGAAUCUAUCACCAAUCAUGACACAAAAGCUGUUGAAUUGGCGAUACGAGAAUGUUUAUUGAAGGAUGCUGGUUUGAGCGAGAUCGCGGAACUUUGUCAUAUGGGUCUGACAUCCGAAGACGUGACUGGUGCAGCUUACGCCCUAAUGUUCUGUCGCGUUUGGUGUGGAGUUUUACGGCGGGAUCAAAUUGAACUAAGUAAUUGUUUGGUAGCUAUGGCGGAGACCACUGUGGGUAGCGCGUUGAUGUCAAUGACGCAUGGCCAGCCGGCGACUCCGACGACUUUUGGAAAGGAGUUGUGCGUGUUCCUGAGCCGUCUGCAGGUUUGUUGGUUUACUAAAUUUCCUCGCACACACGUGUUUGUAAAAUUUGGUGGCGCAGUGGGGAGCCAUGCGGCGUUAUGUGCUGCCUACCCUGACGUUGAUUGGUUAUCAGCGUGCAAGUCCUUUGUUUCUGGACUCCAGAAUCAUGAGGUUGGAGAGGAAAUAGAGUUUCGAUUGGAUUUAUGUACUACGCAAAUACCUAAUCGGGAAUGGAUAGUGGAAUGUCUACAGUGCUUGGAACGUCAGAACCUUGUGUUAUUGGAUCUAUGUAGAGAUAUGUGGUUGUACAUAAGUCGAAAUAUUCUUAACUUGAAGUUGGUGAAAAAUGAAGUUGGUUCUAGCACAAUGCCGCAUAAAAUAAAUCCCAUUCAUUUUGAAAAUGCCGAAGGUAAUUUGGUUAUUGCCAACGGGUUAAUUCGUACCAUGACGGACAAACUUUUAAUCUCAAGAAUGCAACGUGAUCUUAGUGACUCAACGGUCAUGCGUAAUUUGGGCAUGAUAUUCGGCUACACUACAAUUGCUAUCAAGUCAAUCAUUGUCGGUAUACGUAGAUGUGACUUUAAUACACAUAUAGCCCUACAAGAGCUCAAUAAUCAUCCUGAACUAAUCUCAGAACCCAUACAAUGUAUCCUUCGGAAGUAUCCUAAAGAUAUACAAGACCCCUAUACUCUACUCAAACUUAUUACUAGAGGAAAACCUAAUGACCAUGAUAUUCGACAACACUUGAAUGAACUACUCAAAACAUUACAACCCAUUCUAUCACAACAAGACUUUCAAUUUCUUUCCACAAUCAAUCCACAAACAUACCUAGGACUAUCUCCACAAAUAGCUAACACUGUCAUACAAGAAUUCAAAUUAUUUCUAGCCUAA
Gregarina niphandrodes is the source of this 1569-nucleotide messenger RNA. RefSeq names its product adenylosuccinate lyase protein. Gene Ontology annotation, biological process: IMP biosynthetic process. Gene Ontology annotation, molecular function: N6-(1,2-dicarboxyethyl)AMP AMP-lyase (fumarate-forming) activity. The record is from RefSeq and is a predicted model, not a curated record. Lineage: Eukaryota; Apicomplexa; Conoidasida; Eugregarinorida; Gregarinidae. The transcript has 2 exons. Bases 1 to 1569 code for a protein of 522 amino acids.